This is a messenger RNA of Polyodon spathula (Mississippi paddlefish), 909 nucleotides long. Its product is annotated as transmembrane protein 74-like. NCBI's taxonomy places the organism in Eukaryota, Metazoa, Chordata, Actinopteri, Acipenseriformes, Polyodontidae. The record is from RefSeq and is a predicted model, not a curated record. Bases 52 to 909 code for a protein of 285 amino acids. The transcript has a single exon.
UUGGAAAAUGCAGUGACUGAGAAGGUGUCUGAAAAAGGAAACACAAAUCAAAUGGCUUCUAUCGAGCUUCUGUUGAUAGAUAAAGAAAGCCGGCACCCUGCUCCUCCAAACAAUAGUGACUGGGGUUUUAAAGCUUUGCAUAUUCAUAAGUCAAGCACUGCAGCUGGGAAGGCAGUUUCUAGCGAGCAUCAGUGUAAUUCAGCUCAAAGGGCAACUGCCAGUGAAGGACAAUGUAAUUCAGCACCAGGGACAACUCCCACUAAAGGGGGGCAGCAUUUCAAGCACUGCCGUCAAGGACUUGGAAAGGAGAUAAGGGUGUGUUGCGACGAGGAAUUAGAGACAUCAUUCACUUACAUUGAUGAAAACGUUAACCUCCAGCGUGCCAGCCCGAAAUUGUCUGCAAAAAGCCUGUAUGGGCAAUCAGAUCACAGCUCUUCCAAUGAAAUUCGACAAGAAGGUCUUCAGGACCUCUCUCUCAUGUCUGAUGAUGAAACUUCCUUAGAGGCUUCUUCAGUUGACUAUGGUUUUAUUAGUGCAAUUACGUUUCUUGUUACAGGGAUAUUCUUAGUUAUUAUUUCCUAUGCAAUACCACGAGAUGUCAAUGUAAACCCCGAUACUGUCUCAGCCAGAGAGAUGGAGAGGCUAGAGAAUGAAAGUGCAAGGAUUGGAGCCCACUUAGACAAGUGUGUUAUUGCUGGGCUUUGUUUGCUCACCUUGGGGGGAGUUGUGCUCUCCACCUUACUCAUGGUAUCCAUGUGGAAGGGAGAGAUGUACAGAAGGAAAGCGUUUGCAUAUUCCAAAGAAUCUGCAAAACUGUAUGGCUCUAUCAAUUUUAAAAUGGGUUCAAGUCACAACGACGCUACCUCACAGGUAUCUAUAGUUGAGGAAGAUACAGUAUCCAUAGACUAA